CAUACCUGGCACCAAUAUACAAAUACCAAGCUCUAUGGCACAAGCAAAUGGUUUCCUGGGCAACAUAGGUAAUUUGCUAGGCGGCGGUGCACCCACAACCAUAAAGCUAGAGAAUGGGCAAACACUUCAGAAUAUACAACUACGUUCAGCAGCAGCACCAGGUGGACAACCGCAACUGCUACAAUUUCCCCAAUCUGCGCCGGCAGCGCCAGCAUUGCAACAAACUGUGGCCGUACAAAUUCCUGUGCAAACAGCAACAGGCCAAACUAUCUAUCAGACGGUGCAUGUGCCUGUCCAGACAGCAGCGGCAGCAGCAGCAGCAGCGACGCCAGCACAAGCGCCACAAACAUUGUCGAAUCUAACGCAGUUGCCAGCACAGUUGCAACAAGCGGCAGCAGCAGCGCAGAUGCAAAUCAUACCACAGUUUGCGCAAAUUGCACAAAUCGUGACACCCAGUGGACAGAUACAACAGGUGCAGCUGGCUCCUUUGAAUGCGCUCAACUAUGCACAAUUGCAGCCAAAUGCGAAUAUAGUGCAGAUACAGCAUCCACAGCAGCAGCAGCAGCAGCAGCAACAACAACAGCAGCAGCAACAACAGCAGCAGCAACAAUUACAGCAACAGCAACAACAACAACAGCAGCAGCAACAAUUGCAGCAACAGCAGCUCAUUAAUGCCAUUAAUGAGGCUCAACUGCCAGCAAAUCAGCCCAUCACCAUCACCAAUGCACAGGGUCAACAGUUAACAGUUAUACCAGCACAGCAACUACAACAAUUGCAGCAGCUGCGCGCAAAUCAAAAUGCUGCUGCAGCAGCAAUGCAACUGCAAUCCGCCAAUCUGCAAUCAUUGCCCAUUCAAAAUAUUCCCGGCUUGGGUCAAGUGCAGAUUAUACAAGCGAAUCAUUUGCCAGCAAACUUUCAACAAAUGCUCACGCAGCUGCCCAUGCAUAUACAAACAACAGCCAGCAACAAUAAUGCGCAGCAGCAACAGCAGACUGCAGCUAUGCCAAUAGUGCAGCAAAUGCAGCCCAAGCAGGAGCCACAAAGUCCCACGCAGCUUAUCACACACAUCAAACAGGAGCCACCAGAUACGGGUACACUGCCAAUUUCAUCGCCACAAGCAACUGCGUCGCCCCCACAGCAGCAGCAGCAGCAGCCUCAACAGAUCAAGUUUAUUAUGCCACAAUCGACACAGCUGACACAGUUGCAACAACAACCAUUGCAACAACAAACACAACAACAGCAGCAGCAGCAGCAAGCACAAGUGCAGCAGAUCUUAAGUGACAGCUUGCCUGCAGUUAAUAUACCAGCCUCCAUACAGAUCACAGCCUUGCCAGCAGCACCAGCAACAACCACAACGCGUGUCAACACCAACACCAAGAGCAGCAACUCCAGCACGGCGACUGCUGCUGGCGCACAGCUGACCAUGAGCAAUGCUGGCCAGGUUGUUGUUACUAGCACACCCGCGCGUGCUAAGCUCAUCAAGCAAAACAUACAAGCUACGCAGCCGGCUGUUUCCAGCAUCAAUGUCAAGUUCAAUAUGGAGGAGAGUGUGCCCGAGAUAAAGCCGCGGCUUAAGCGCGUCGCCUGCACUUGCCCCAAUUGCACUGAUGGUGAAAAGCAUUCGGAUCGAAAGCGCCAGCACGUUUGUCAUAUACCCGGCUGCAACAAGGUCUAUGGCAAGACCUCACAUCUGCGUGCCCAUUUGCGCUGGCAUACGGGCGAGCGUCCAUUUGUCUGCUCCUGGGUGUUCUGUGGCAAGCGCUUUACGCGCUCGGAUGAACUGCAGCGUCAUCGACGCACGCAUACGGGCGAGAAGCGUUUCCAGUGCCGUGAAUGCAACAAAAAGUUUAUGCGCAGCGAUCAUCUGUCCAAGCAUAUUAAAACCCACUUUAAGUCGCGCUCGGGUGUGGAUCAAAUUGAGCUAAACAUUAAGCAAGAGAAAGUGAAUACGCCCAAGACCAUAAACACUUUAAAUGGCAUUGUUACUAUUGAAUUGCCGGCCGGCACUGCGUUAACUAAUGGUGGCGCCUCCACUGUAGCGGCCACAGUUGCGGGUUCAACUGUAACGUCGGCGCCAGGCGGCGCUACGAUUAUGCAGUUGCCAAGUGUUGAUGGUGGCGAACCGUCCACUGAUAGUUUUGCCGAUGAUGAUGAUGAUGAGCUGGAUGAGGAUGAGGAGAUCACCGAGGAGGAACUUACAGAAGAGGAGUUAACCGAGGAGGACGACGAGCAGGAUAGCGGUGAUGAAGAAAAAAUGACCAUUUCUAUGAGCGAGACUGGCGAUAAUUCAUCCAACUAGCAUUCGGAUUCACUGUUCAUGGAACAGUUCAUUUUUGAUCACUUUCCAUAGCCAUAGAGCGCCCAACAAUUGGGCGGGUUAGAUGACUCCUACUACUACUAAAACUACUCCUACUCCUACUGCUAAGUUGUACAGUGAUCCCUCCACUAACGAACCAACCAAUAUCUGGACGAACUCAUCAUUAUUUAAGACUCUGUGCUAAUUUUGUAAUUAUUUAUGUAAAUGUUAUUCCCUGUACAUUAUAUUCGACAAGCUAAAAGUUAUACUUCGGCCCACCGAAGCAUGCAUACAAACAUAUCCUUGCAGAUCCUAAUAACAAAAUAGAAAAAAAAGUGACCAUAGCAAUUAAUAAUUUUUUAUG
Drosophila busckii is the source of this 2660-nucleotide messenger RNA. RefSeq names its product transcription factor Sp2 (gene Spps). Lineage: Eukaryota; Metazoa; Arthropoda; Insecta; Diptera; Drosophilidae. The coding region runs from base 35 to 2299 and encodes 754 amino acids. The record is from RefSeq and is a predicted model, not a curated record. The transcript has 2 exons. Gene Ontology annotation, biological process: regulation of transcription by RNA polymerase II. Gene Ontology annotation, molecular function: DNA-binding transcription factor activity, RNA polymerase II-specific; RNA polymerase II cis-regulatory region sequence-specific DNA binding.